This is a messenger RNA of Panicum virgatum (switchgrass), 999 nucleotides long. RefSeq lists its product as uncharacterized. NCBI's taxonomy places the organism in Eukaryota, Viridiplantae, Streptophyta, Magnoliopsida, Poales, Poaceae. The transcript has 3 exons. The record is from RefSeq and is a predicted model, not a curated record. Bases 1 to 642 code for a protein of 213 amino acids.
AUGGCGGCGGCGGCGGCGGCGGCGGCGGCGGAGAGGACUCCAAGCGGCCGGCGGCUCGUCUCCCUGGCCGUGCUCGCCGCGUUCCUGCUCGGCGCACUCUGGCUGGCGAGCGCCCUCCACGUCUCCAGGUCCCUGGAGCGCUUCCUCGCCGUGGAGUGCUCGGUGUGGGGCCACGAGGAGAGCUGCUUCGUCGCGAUCAGGUGGGCGGGCACCGCGGGCUUCGUCGCUCUGGCGUCCGCCGUCGCGCUGUCCUACGGGGAGGCCGCGCGCCGCCGUGAACAGGCCGGUGGAGCAAAGGGUGAGGACGAAGGCCCUCCUGGUCGCGAGCCAGAACGCGAUCGUGCCAGUGCUGUGACCAUUCACGCCAUUGCGCUUUACCAGAUCUACUUGAUGCCUGCUGUGCUCUUCGUUGUGGGCAAGGCGCUCAGCUACGCAGGCGCUCGGCGUCUCGUGAAGGACCCGGCUGGUCAGGAGGCUGCGUAUCUGUUCCAUACCGGUUCCAACAUCCACAAUGCCGCAUACCCGGCUCUGUCUGUUGUGCACUGCUGCUCCGUCAUUCCCUACAUGCUGCUGCGAUUGGUGUGGUUUGUGAGAGACAAUUGUGUGGGAUCGUCGCUGGUGGCAUGCGAUGCCCAAAUGUGAGGUGACCUUUUGAACUGGAUUUUCCAUGCUCAGAAGGAAGAUGAUAGACUGAUGGAUGUGCUCAGUGACAUGCAAAUGAAGACUUGCCCCAGGAUUACACGGCAUGAUUCCAGUAUAUAUAGUGUGUUCCUAUAAUUUGACUCCCUCUGUCGGAACCGUUCUGGGCAUGCCAUAGCCUACAGUAUUCCUUUCUUUUUCUAGCUAGCUAGACUGAUCUGCAGCUUAAGAUGAAUAGGAUCUAUAUAGCUAGACUUAAUGCAUGGGUUUAUCGUGUUUGAAUUGGCUGUCUAGCAUACUUAUGUUUCAUGCUGCAGAGCUACAUACGUUACUUGUAUGCUAAUCCUUUGUUAUCAUUGA